Varroa destructor (honeybee mite) is the source of this 4112-nucleotide messenger RNA. RefSeq names its product 5-hydroxytryptamine receptor-like. Gene Ontology annotation, molecular function: G protein-coupled receptor activity. Lineage: Eukaryota; Metazoa; Arthropoda; Arachnida; Mesostigmata; Varroidae. Gene Ontology annotation, biological process: adenylate cyclase-activating adrenergic receptor signaling pathway; positive regulation of MAPK cascade. Gene Ontology annotation, cellular component: plasma membrane. The record is from RefSeq and is a predicted model, not a curated record.
UCCAUCGAAGCACGUUUGUCGACGAAGACAAGAGCACCGACCGGAAUAGUGCUGUGCCUUUACUUUGAGACGAGAUCGAAUCGAGCUGAGCACGGUCUGCAUUAGGAGCUAUUUGACAGUUGAGGCGCGGUAUGUACUGUUGUAGUAAUAGUGCCUAUCCUCUGACUAUUAGCGACUUUUGCCGACGUCAUAAUGUGUGUCGCCGCUAAGACUAUAAGUAGACAGUCAUAUGUGCAGCAACAACAACAACAGCAGCAGCAAGAUAAGUGUUUAGCAGUAUCCUUGAAAGCGACAUAAACGCGUUGGCAGAAGGCAGUUAAAGCACAAUUUGCUAAAACAAUGUCGUGAAGGACGACAACGUCUACGGGAAAAAAGAACGUUGCAUGUUCGCUAAUGUCUUGAGACUUUUUGACGCUGUUGUCUAUUGUCCACCACUGCAUUUCGGACCAAUAUUUGACUAGCAUCUUAACAAGCUUCUGGCUUUAUCCCAAACGAUAUUAGUGACUAAGGCAAUAUAAAUGAAGGACCCGUUAAAGGAAAUACCAAACGAAGUAACUGAAGUUCGCGUUUGAGCGCCACCAGCGUCUUCGUGGCCCCCGGGAGAUGAGAAUGACAACGAAGGUACUAUUGUUGGAACGCUGAAGGAAGAGGAUGGUCGAUGAGCACCGAUGAAGUGUUAGGGCAGCGCUUGCCUGCUAUCGGGAUUUGAAAACGUAGCGAAAAAAGAGGGUGCAAGCAAAUCACAAUACUCGCCGAGUAGUUUGCACAGACAUAUAACUAGCUGUUGCCACGAAAAGGCGAUCGGUUUAAAGGUAAAUGAGUCUUUGGGUACGCGGGGUUUGAUCAAUGUAACGAUAUCCAUAAACGCUGCCUUAAUAUUUUACCAUAGCGAACCUCUCUCUUUCCGCGGUAUAAAGUUUCGUUUGAGGGGGACGACAAGGACGGCAGAGAUAUCUCCGUAUUGAUCCAACGUACCAACAUUUCCCAUGAAGAAGAAUAUCUUUUAACAAAGAAAGCCUGGACAAAAGAAGACGACACAGAAAGAAAUGUAGUAUAUAGGGAACAUUUUGUACACGGACCUGUAUCAUACGUAGACAGGAGCAAUUUCGUAUUUGUAUUUGUGUAUCUGUGCGUUCGUAUGAAAAACGUGUGCGGGGGGUUUGCGGAUUGGUUCAGCUUUGGGAUGAAACGGUAACCGUGGCAGUGAAUUAUCGCCACCAACGCACGCUCUGGUCACCAAUAGCGUCUAGCUAAGCAAUACGUUUGUGCCACGCUUGAAAACGGGAAACUGUGGAUGGUGGCGUAAUUCGAUUUGAUAGACAAAGUGUGUCGACAAGUCUCACGAGGCUAUACGUUGCAUCGUCACUUCUAUUUGUUCCUUACUUCGUACAACUUCCGUUAGCGAUUGGCUUUAAGUGACCUCCUGUUGCUUUGCUGUUUACCUACGAUUGCAUUAGUUCCUCACAGUUGUAGAAAGCUCGCUGUAAAAUUCCCUCCUUACAACCUCCAGACAAUUUAGCAACCGACCGUCGAUAGCCGCUAACAAAGGUGUGUCGCGACAGCCAAUUUGCCUACAAGCGUCCCUUAGCCUUGCCACAUAUUUGCGUGAGGCGGGAACACAUCGUAAACGCAUACGUAAAUAAAUGUGUGUUUCCGGUAAGUGCGUCGCAGUCACAGAAAAUAGGCGCAGACUUUUCCGUAAAGAAAUUUCACCGCUUUUGACAUCCUUAUCGUUUCGAUUUACACCCGAGUCUGGUUGUAGCAAAGAAUAUCAUUCAAAUCCGAUACGCCUUCUACUGAACAUCUAAUUUAAUAUUGCGCUGAGGCGUGAUCGUGCAAAAGCCAAUAGAAUCGUACAGACUACGAGCCGGGAACCCGACUUUGCCGCGUAACAACAAACAGGCCUUAAUAAUAAUCUAGAUCUUUGUGGGUGGACGUAACAAAGAAAGGGUGCUGGAACAACAAAGUGACACCGUGGAUUAAGUGAGCUGAAUUUUAACAACCUGACAUCGCCGAAGUGAUGACUACGACAGGAGGAAAGUGACAGCGCCCCUAGGCGGGCGAAUUUCGCUCGUGUAUACUAAGGGGGCAUCUCCUUGAGCCGCUGGAUCUGCGUUCUACCUUGGGAAAUGUCAGCUACGCAGUAGCUCCUGUCUCAUUCGCUAGUGUUGCAAGCGUCAUGUCAUGGCUGACAGAGACGCUAUUGACCAACUGGAGCAAAAAUCGUGCCGUGGGCGAAUCGCUAGCAGUUGGCGAAACGCUUUCCCCCGGAAGACAAAGCUCUCAAAACGAACCAUACCCCGGCUAUCAGAGAGUCGGUCCGAGAUCCCCCGACGAUUACGAGGUAAUGGAGUUGUUUGGGGAUCCACUCCCAGGGAAUACGGCGCUGUUGUUGGGUCUUGCAAUUGUGCUUGGCCUGAUUAUCGUGGCCACAGUGAUAGGAAACAUCUUCGUUAUUGCGGCUAUCAUAAUAGACCGAAAUCUGCGGACGGUAUCCAAUUAUCUUGUACUAUCUCUUGCGGUAGCGGACCUUAUGGUGGCUUGCCUAGUGAUGCCACUCGGUGCCGUAUACGAGGUGAAUCAAGCGUGGAUACUUCCGCCUGCUCUGUGUGAUGCGUGGACUUCAAUCGACGUCCUUUGCUGUACAGCUUCAAUUCUGCAUCUUCUCGCCAUCGCCGUAGACAGAUAUUGGGCAGUUACUUCGAUCGAUUAUAUGCGGACGCGAGAUGCAUCGAAGGUGGGCAUUAUGAUCGCCGUCGUGUGGCUGGCCUCAUUAGUCGUUUCGAUCGCACCCAUCUUUGGAUGGAAGGAUCCAGGGUUCUAUAACAGGGUCCUGGUUGAGAAGAAGUGUCUGGUGUCUCAGGAUGCGCUCUAUCAGAUUUUUGCAACAUCAUCAUCUUUCUAUGUGCCCCUCUUUCUCAUACUGUUGCUCUACUGGAAAAUAUUCAAGGUUGCCCGCCAGCGGAUACGACACAAACCGGGCAAAAAUCAGAAGCACAUAGCUGAGAAAAAUCUCAAGGAGAAAAAAACAGACAAAAAGGUUCAUAACAGCGCACCUAAGGGCACUGGAGAGCAGAAAAGCCCCCAACAGCAAGUUUACAAGAGCAAUAGUCCUGCCGUUCUCAUAAUACAAAAGGACGCUUCAACAUCCAGUCAAAACGAGCAAACCGUAGUAUACCCCUCAGUGACGGUAGACCGUGUACCUCCCGGCCAGGAAACCCUUGUUACGGAUACAACUUCUCAAGAGGUUGCUUCGCGAGUCCCGCAGCAGCAGCAACAACAACAACAACAACAACAACAACAACAACAAAUGCCAGUUCAAAAGCAGCAGCAACACAUUCAGAUGGCACAUAUCACUCCACGAAGUGAAACUCCAAAUGGGCUAGCCGAGACUCAAAUACAGAUCUCAGUGGCAUCAGGUCCCCCUGUAGCGCCUGGGUGUCCCGUUGUCACAAUGGACUUCGAGACGCCAACGUCCCCGCUAUCACCUCCUGCGCCACCCACUGCCGAUAAGUCGGUAGCAACCGUGACGUUAGCGGCCAGUGAGCCGGUUGUUGCCUCUUCGAAAAGUCAUAGCGGUCACUCAAUUGGACGGCUUCUUGUGUUGACACGUCGGGAAAAAUCAAAACGGGAACCCCGUGGGAAGGGCGCCACUGAGGAAUCGAUUGAGUCCCGGCGCGAGCGUAAGGCGCGGAAGACUGUCGCGAUCAUCACAGGCGUAUUCGUGGCGUGCUGGCUGCCGUUCUUCAGCACAGCGCUCCUAAUGGCGAUUUGCGAAUCGUGCGCCCCGCAUGACCUUGUCUUUUCACUGUUUCUCUGGCUUGGAUACGUCAACUCCAUGCUUAAUCCUAUGAUCUAUACCAUUUUCAGCCCGGAUUUCCGCAAUGCGUUCAACAAAAUUCUACAUGGUAAAUGCUGAAAAUACCACUACUACUACUACUACUACUACCACCAUAAAUAGUAAUGGUACUAUGAUAGAGCUAGAAAUGUUGAUAUAUUUGCUAUAUAUCCUGGGUACAAAGUGUAUACAUGAGAGACGAACCUUAACUAUGGCGCGCUCCUCGUGGCCUGGGAUACUUCACUUAGGAUGGCCAGCCUUGCCAUACAAAACU